AUGUGUGUUUCAUUAGAUAAUACAACACAAUGCAGGAUUGCUGAAUUUUUAACUAGUUUGGAAAAACACCAAGAUGUAUUUCAAUUGUCAUUUGAAAAUGUAAAAAAACAAAUUUACGAUUUUGUAGAAGUACAAAAUUCUAAUUCGUGUAAUGGAGAUUCAAUAAAUACCCCUGUAAAAAGUAAUAUCGUAAACAGUAGUUUUGAAUCUCCUCUUCAAGGUUUUUUCCAGACACCUAAAAGAAAUUUAGAAUAUAAUUUAAAAAAACCAAACUCUGCAAUGUGUGGAGAUGGAGACCAUUUUAAAUGUAUAAAACAAUUAACUGAUCAGCUUGUCGAAGAAGAAUCAGAAAAGGCCUCAUUGCAAGCAAAAUUAAUGGCCAGCGUACAAAAGUGCAACGAUUUUGAAAUGAAAUUGAAAGAUAAAAUUGAAGAAAUAAAACAUUUAAAAUAUGAAUGGGAAAAAGAAUCGAGAAAAAAUGAAAAUGAUUUUUUAAAAUUAAAAAGCGAAAUAGAUAGAAAAUUUGAUGAGGAAAAAAAGUUAAAAUCCGAAAUGAAUCAAUUGGAAAAUUUUGUCUCAUCUUUGGAAUCUGAUCUUUCAAAUUCUCUUUCAGAAAAAUCUAAAUUAGAAUAUGAGCUGAAAGUUUGUUUGGAAAAAUAUGCAGCGAGUGAAUUGCAGGUUAAAGAAGUUUCUCUACUGAAUUUGCAACUCCAAGAAACAUUAGCUAAUAAAGAAAAGGAUCUUCUAGAAUUAAAAGAAAAUUUGGAAAAUGCAUUUAAAUCUGAUAAAACAAUCGACUUGAGUUUUGCAGAUGGUUCAUUUGAAAAUAGCAUUUGUUCACCAGAAAAUAUGGGAGUAGUCAUUGAAAAAAUUUUACACGAAAAGAUUGAAGAAAAUACAUCUUUAAAAGAAACAAUUGACGAAUUGCGUAGUAAAAAAGACGAACUAUUAUCGGAAUUAGAAAAAAAAAAUAAUGAAUUAUCUGAUAAAAAUUCAAAAUUAUUACAACUUCAAAAUUUCAAUAGAGAACUUGAGAAUAAAUUAGAUGAUUUUGUGAAAACUGAAAAAGAACUUUUAAAAGUAAAAGAAGAAUUAUUUUUAUCAGGCCUUGAAGUAAAUAAGUUGGUGCAAGAGAAUUGUCAAUUGAAUGAAAGGAACAAUAGUUUAAGUAAUAAAGCACUCGAACAAGACCAGGCUUUGCUAAACUUUAAAAAUACAAAAAUGCUUAUUUAUUUUGAUUAUUUAAAACUUGCAGAUGAUUUUAAAACGGUACAGGAAAGAUUAGAAUUUGAAGUUAACAACAUCGUUAAUUUAAUGUCUGAAAAAAAGAAUCAUUUUCAAAAUUCUUUUGACAAUGCCGAGAAUAUUUUUAAUGAAAAAAAUAAAUCUCUCAAAGAAAAAUUAGGUAAUGGUUUAGUCAUAACUAAAAAUGCAAAUGAUUUACAAAUCAAUCAAUGUUCCGAUAAUAUUUCGCAAAAGAUACAAGAAUUUAAAGAGUCUUUAAAUGUGAUGAAAAACUACGAGUUUGAUUGGUCCGAAUCGAAAUCGUCGAUACAAAAAUCUUGCAUGUCAUUAAAUGACAGUAUUAUCACUCUUAAAUUAAAAAUUAAGGAUCUUGAAGAAAAUCAAAAAACAUCUUUACAAGAAAAAAUCGAGCUAGAAAAUAAUCUUAAAGCAAAUGGGCAGAAAAUAUUUGAAAUACAAAAUACUCAUUCUUUUGAAAUUAAAAAAUUGAACGAUGAACUUGAUGAAAAACAAUCUAAAAUUACCGAACUUGAAGAAGUGAUUAAAAAUUUGAAAGCUGGAAAAAUAAAAUUGUUAAAUGAUGGUGAUGUCACGGUAAAUCAAAAAACUAUAAUAAAAACCGAAAAAGAAAAUUUGCUCUGCAAAGAAGAAAAUAUACAAAAAACAAACGUUUACGAUGCCACAAAAAUUCGUAAUGAUUUAAUAGUCGUAAAUGACGAAAAAUCUAAUUUUCAAUGUAAAGAAGAACUUAACGAUUCGUUAGAAGAAGUUAUAACAAAUAAUAAAACAUUUGAUAUUGUGAACCUGGAGGAAAAAGGUAUCGGUGAUAAAACUUUUUCAGUUGACAGACGUAAUGCAGAAAUUAGAUUAGGUGAAAGUUGGGAAAUUUCUCUCAACUCUCCUAAAAGACAUCAAGAAAAACGAAACGUUUCAUCGUCUACCAACGAUUUAACGACAGUUGACAGUUGUUCCAAUUUAACAAAAUCUUCAUCUUUAUCAUCCAUAAUGGAAAUGAGUUAUUUACCACCAUCUAAAAUCGAUUCGAAAUCGAGUAGUGGAGCGACUACUUUUUUCAGUUUUACUAAUUUAUCGGGUUCGUGUAUGAAAGAACGACUUGAUAACCGAUCGACGGAUGUGAAAAAAAGUUGUUCGUCGGAAUUUUCGUUGAAUAAUUUAAAAUUACCAAAUAAUUCAACCCGGAAAAUUUUUAAACUCGUGGACAGGCGCGAAGAUCCGCUUAAGGAAAUAUUCAAAAACAAUGCCAUCGAAUGCGAAGGAAAUAAACAGUUAGAAUGGGAAAAAAUGUUUUCUCGAAUGCGAAAAGAAAUUAUCGAACUAUCGAAUGAAUCAGAACGGCUGAGAUCAUCAUUAUCGGAAUCGGAAAAGGAAAGGAAAAAGCUACAGGAAAAUUAUAGGAAAAGUCAAAAUGAAAUCGCUCAGAAUAUUUCGGCCACUUACGAAACGCGACUAGAACAACUUAAAUGCGACAUGGCAAGCGAAAGUAAAUUAUGUUCAGAUCUCAAGGAACAAAAUAAAAGGCAUAAGGAAUAUAUAGAUCAGUUGAGAAAUCAAUUAUGGGAUUUGAGAGAAAAAUUAUUACAGGAACAAAAGCAGAAGAGAGAUUUGGAAAGAAUGUACAGCGAAUUGAAGAAAAAAUACGAAAAUUCCAUUUUUAGUAAAAAUAAAGAAUUGAAUGAAGAAAUGAUUUCUCAAAAUGAAGAUUUGGAACAGGAAAAAAUGUCUAAUUUUCGACAGUUUCCAAAUUCAACUUGUGAGUACUUUUUAUCAAUUUGA
This is a messenger RNA of Pediculus humanus corporis (human body louse), 3039 nucleotides long. RefSeq lists its product as uncharacterized. The transcript has 7 exons. Bases 1 to 3039 code for a protein of 1012 amino acids. The record is from RefSeq and is a predicted model, not a curated record. NCBI's taxonomy places the organism in Eukaryota, Metazoa, Arthropoda, Insecta, Psocodea, Pediculidae.